AUGGGAGGAGAGAGAGGUAUGUUCUCCGGGCAAGCAUUCCCAAAAGCUCUCUAGCAAUUCUAGUUUAUUCAAACUUCACAAAUGAUAUCGCACUUUUCGUAAUGAACAUCCUGGGCGGUACUCCGACGAUUUAUUACACCAAGCCAGACUCUAGAGCCGGGAAGAGAAGAAGAAGAGAGAUUGGUCAAUUUAGUGUGUACUUGUGUUGCAGCUGACUCAUUUUCGUAUCAUCGAUCGGUUUACGACGAACACGCAGGGGAACGACGGCCGCUUGUAGACAACCUGCAAUCCCGAUACAGUUCAGAGAGUUACCGACCACACAGACCAUAUAGGUGUCCCGGUGAUUACGGGGUAAGCUUGAUGAAAUGGGUAGUCAAAUAAACCAUUUUAUCAGAUGGAAAAGAACAAGGCGGAUCCUCGGACAGCUCCCGAAGGACACCCUUCAUUUCAUCAGAAUCCGCUCACCACCAACAGUCCCCUUGUUCUCUCUGAUGACGAGGAAGAUUCCAUCAAUUGUUCUCCGUGCUGCGAUAACCCGAAUAUCAGGUUCGGGUUACCUUAUCAAAUCGCUCCCCACCGAGCUUCGUAAUCACCCCCUAGGGUGAUUACGAAGCCUGGAAAUCCUGGAAUCACCCGAAGGAAAGAAAGAAAUGGACAGACUCGCUUUUUACUAAAUAAGAAUGAUGAUGAUGAUUUGUAUCUUGGUUUGUCCGCACACGCUUUCAUUUCUAGAACUGAAAAAGAUGUGGACAUUCGAACGGUUUUGCAAAGCAAUAAAGCGGUGCGGGCCCAGGUUCGAAGUCUUGUAAAGUAUUAUGAUUUGGAAUCUGGGCGAAAGCCAAACAAAUGGAAUGUCUUUCGAUUAUUAUAGGGGCACCGCACAGAAAUGGCGCUCUAUUCAGAAACUCUUUUUGCAGUGCAAAUUGAGCGACCUCGGGGCCGAGUUUGAAAAGUUAGGCCACGUUUUCAGUGGAAAAACACUUCGCGGCCUAGAAGUUCGGCCAGAUUGCGAACAGAACGCCAUUUCUGUGAGAUGCCCCUAUAAUAUCUGUGAAAAUAUCGUGAACAGAGUUGAGCGGAAUAGGUUUUUUGUAAAAGCGGAAAGCGGAGGCGGAAUUCAAAAUUUUUGGCGGAAGGCGAAAGCGGAGGCAGAAUUCAAAUUUGUUUGGCGGAAGGCGGAGGACGGAGGCGGGAUCAGAAAAGUGUCAGAGGCGUAAGGCGGAAAGCGGAAGGCGGACUCAGGUAAAUCGUUUCUAAUCUAGCAUUCGAGUUUCUAACCGGACCUAGUUUGAUUGCUAAUUUACUGCGACUAUUAUAGGGGCACCGGACAGAAAGGGCGCGCUGUUCGCAAUCUGGCCGAAUUUCUAGGCCGCGAAGUAUUUUUCCACUGAAAACGUGGCCUAAAUUAUCAAACUCGGCCCGAGGUCGCUCAAUUUGCACUGCAAAAAGAGUUUCUCAACAGAGCGCCAUUUCUGUGCGGUGCCCCUAUAAUAGAUUGCAAAUUCGUCUAACUAGACUGAUAAAUUUUCUAAUUAGAUUGGCGAAGCUAAUCGGAUUGCUAAUACACUGCUAUUAAAUUCAAAAUUUAUCUAAUUAGAUUAACAUUUCGGUCAAACCUAGCUAGAUUAUGCUUAGAUUGCAAAAUCAGCUAGCUAGAUUCAGAAAUCUUUAGCAAUCUAACUAGGUCCGGUUAGAAACGAGAACUAGCUAGUUAGAUUAGAAACGAUUUGCCUGAGGAAUUCCGCUCAACUCUGAUCGUGAACAAUUGAAAACAAAACGUUUUUCAAAAAGACGCUCGCUGCGAGACCCUCCAAAGAGCUGUGUGAUGCGCUCUGAUAGUGAGCAAGGUAAAAUUGACCAUAAAACCCCCGUAUUUUUUUCCCUAGUACUCUCAAACGGUUUGUGCUACUGAUUAUUUCUCGUAGUCUGUGCGAUUGAAUGUCUGCGUCUCUUCACUGUGCACUGCUGCCGUUGAUAAAAAAGACAUCAAAGUAUAAGUGGGAGCUUUGGAACUACAGUGUGCUGUCACCAAAUGCUUAAAAACUCGGCAGAGAUACGGUACUUUCUUUAUGGAGCUUUGCUGAAAAUCUUUUUGAGAGAAACAAGAAAAUUGCAUGACUUCCCAUGUUUGGCAUCAUCUUCUUGUGCAAAUAUGGUUUUUCAGCAGAACAUUCAAAGCGCUACUUCUCGGUCAAAUUCUUUCGUUGUGUCUUUGUGGAACAGGCGUAUCUAGUCAACUUUUAGUGGACAGGAACAUUCAUGCACCAGCUGGUAAGGAAAAUUCCACGAAGAUUAAUUGUACAAAUAUUACAGCUCAAUCUUUUACCAAUUACUUCUUACUCUGUUUUGUCUAUUGCAUUUCAUUAGCAUGUAAGCCAGAUGAAAAAGGAUUGGUAUAUGUGCUACGCAAACGAGGAUGGAGGUACCUUAUACUGGCCGUUAUUGAUGUUGAGGCUAACUUCAUGAUUGUAAAGGCUUACCAGUACACAAAUUUGACAUCAGUCCAGGUAAGGGUUUCUUCAUAAUUCCACCAUACUACAUGUUUUCAGCUUCUGGAUUGCGCUACCAUCCCAACUGUUUUAUUCCUCUCUUGGUUGUUUCUGUCGGUUCGAUACUUGGCUUCUCAUGUCAUCGGUGAGAAUGAACUAGCUUCUGAAACUCUCAGUUUUAUUCAGGUGUUACCAUUUGUCUAAUAGGAAUUGCUUGCGUCAUUUGGGCUGAUGCAUUGGGAGACAAAGGUGCUCUGGAUGGCGGGUCUAACAAAGUUCUAGGAGACGUUUUAUGCCUGGCUGCAGCCAUGCUGUAUGCAGUCUGCAACGUGGCCGAAGAGUUUUUAGUGAAACAAUAUUCUCGGACAGAGUAUCUUGGAUUGCUCGGUCUUUUCGGUUGCAUCGUUUCUGGUGUACAGACGUAAGUCUUAAAAAUUGUUUGUUAGACAAUUCAGAAGUUCAGCGCCGUAUUCGAGCAAGAAGCACUUUCUAAAGUGAUAUGGGAUGGAGUAACAGUGUCCUACUUUCUUCUGUUUGCUGCGUCGAUGUUCAUAUUUUAUUCGCUUGUAACUGUCGUUCUCGAGAAAACUUCUGCACUGAUGUUCAAUUUGUCCACACUAACCGCAGAUUUUUACUCUUUACUGUUUGGAAUUUUUAUGUUCAAAGAUACCGUAAGUGAAACGGUUGAGAACGAACUCACGGAAAAUUUUUCAGUUCCACUAUUUGUAUUUCCUAUCAUUCAUAAUCUGCAUUAUUGGAUCUAUAAUUUUCUCCAUGAAGGAGACCCAGGUUCGCGAUGCAGAUGAACCUAGACGAGUCUGCCCCUGUCUUUUUCUCUGCUGUUGUUGUUGUGGGUGUUGUUUUGAAGACGGUGAUAGUACAGAAGGAUCCAUUGAUGUAAGCUAUCCGUGCGCGGUUUUUACUGAAUAAAUUAUUUUCAGGUAUCACCAUCCCCAAACGAGAGAAUGCAGAUGGGUUUGAACCCACGCAAUUCCAAUUCCGCUUGUCCUGUGCAUGGUAACCAACUUUCCCGGUUAUAGUCAAUAUUGCAGUCGCAAAAGUCUUUCAGUCGCGCACUGCCGCUCUCCACGUGAAAUCAGUGCUGAAUUAUGGAGUUAUUCAGGCUGUGAAAAGAAUUAUUUUUUCCCGUUUUUUCGUUUUUUACGUCCGAAAAUCCAAUUCAGCUAUGUAA
Molecule: messenger RNA, 3681 nt
Organism: Caenorhabditis sp. 36 PRJEB53466
Lineage: Eukaryota; Metazoa; Nematoda; Chromadorea; Rhabditida; Rhabditidae
Source: the annotation of a GenBank genome assembly